AUGGCCGAUUUCUUCACUGAUAGCGACGACCACAAGGCAGUAGAGGAGCUCUUAUCUCAGGUCAUGGACGCCACCGUUCUCGAGCAGGUAGCCGCCGUCAAUUGCGCCGGCUUCAACGACGACGGCCUCCCUUCCCGUCUCCAAACCCGCUUUCAGAAGCUCAAAUCUUUCCCAUCUUCAGCCGCGAAUCCCACAAAAAGCUUCAACCUUUCACACGCGAACGACACCCCAAAUCAAGCAAAACCCCCCCUUGUUUCCAGCGAAGAAGAAAAAGGCGCGGAGAAGAAUGUGGAAAAUCAGCCCACCAAGCGUUCGACAGAAGUCCCAGAUGAAAAUCGGUCUGCCUCUCCAGCGGCGAAAGGCGGCUGCUUUUUGUGUUCUCCUAAAAAGGCGUCGAGGAAAAAGAACAAAGAAAAUAGGGGUUUUGAUUGUGGGAAGAGCGAUGAGCUGUUAUCCGAUUUGAGUAAUUUUUCUGUGAGAAGUCAGAGAAGGUUGAUGAAGAAGGCUAUGGAGGAGGAGAGGAUUUCUUGGGAGGCUGAGAAGAUUGUCAAGUGGGCUAAACAGACCUCUGCAAGAAUGGAAUUUUCUGGGGUUGAAGAUGAGCUAAGUGAUGAUGAUAAUGCUAAAUUUGCAUGA
Molecule: messenger RNA, 636 nt
Organism: Salvia splendens (bonfire salvia)
Lineage: Eukaryota; Viridiplantae; Streptophyta; Magnoliopsida; Lamiales; Lamiaceae
Exons: 2
Coding region: 1-636 (211 amino acids)
Source: RefSeq, a predicted model, not a curated record